CUCGCGCCACCGUUCUGGAGACGGCAACGCCCUACCGGUUCCAAUUCCAAUAUUCCAUGGCGCUGCUGUUGCUCCACCGCGGCACCACGCAUGUAGGUUACGCCACACGACACUUGAGCUCGUGCCUUCGUGCGUGUGUGCGCCUCCGUGUGUCUGUCCGUCCGGCGAGUCCACCACAGGUCCGUGUCUCCGGCGAGCGGCGGAUCCUCCCGUCUUCCUUCGUGCCGUCGACCUAUCCGUACGUGUCAGUGUCACCGCCACGUCGGGGACGCCGAUGGCCGGAGCACCGCCUCUUCUCGCGGCCGCGUGAGUGACUUGUGGGCCAACCGGCACCACAAUCACCGUGCACGGUACGCAGGCCGGCGUACGCGAUCCCAACUCAGAUCCCACUCACUCAACAUCCCCGUCUGGCCGCUGGCCGGGCCGUCCCUCUCUCUCCCCUCCCCCGCGCGCCUCGGGUACUCGCCGUGGUCCUAUUCGUACAGACGUACACCCCCACCUCCACGUGGGCCCACAAGUACGGCUGUCCCGCCUGUCGGCCUCAGCGGCCACGACUCCGCGUGCAGCCCGCGGCUAUAUAGCAACGCCUGCAGAGCACACGCCCCCGCGUCCCCUCCUCCUCCGGCGCUGCAGCUAGCCUCCUGCCCUCCUCGCUCCCCGCCUCGAUCUCCACCGCCGCGCGCGCUCGUGGGGUAGCAGUAACACCAGCACCGGCGGAGACCUGCGACCUGGGCCAUGACGAUGAGGGGCCUUCUCCGGUGCGUGUCGACGGGGGCGUGCAGGGUGGCGCCGGGCGCCGUGGCGGAGCCGGUGCCGGCGUCGCCGGGGGCCACCGGCGGGAAGGUGCCGGCGGGGCACGUGCCGGUGGAGGUCGGCGCGGAAGGGGAGGAGACGCAGCGGUUCGUCGUCCCCGCCGAGCUGCUGGGCCGGCCGCCCAUCGCCGAGCUCCUCCGCCACGCCGCGCAGGAGUACGGCUACGCGCGCCGGGGCCCGCUCCGCAUCCCCUGCCCCGUGGCCGCGUUCCGCCUCCUCCUCGGCGCGCUCGCGGGGAGCGGCGCCGGUGGACCCGACGGGGCGCUCACGCUCGCUUACUUCGCCGUGGCCGUCUGAUCGACGAGAUCCCCUAGCUAGCGUAGCGGGUUGGGUUCCUCCUUCCUUGAGGCGUGCGUUGUGCUGUCAGCGUUCUUGCUUCUCUAGAUUCCAUCUGUUCCUUCUACUCUUCUUUCUCUCCUUUGCUUUUUCUCCUCCCCUCUUUGUGCUAUGUAAAUAUGUAAUUUUUUUCAGAUUGAUGAGACGUUUAUUAUUCGGUAUA
Molecule: messenger RNA, 1312 nt
Organism: Zea mays
Lineage: Eukaryota; Viridiplantae; Streptophyta; Magnoliopsida; Poales; Poaceae
Product: Auxin-responsive protein SAUR71
Exons: 1
Coding region: 736-1110 (124 amino acids)
Biological process (GO): response to auxin
Source: RefSeq, a predicted model, not a curated record